Messenger RNA from Grus americana (Whooping crane), 2070 nucleotides. Its product is annotated as GEM-interacting protein-like. Gene Ontology annotation, biological process: regulation of Rho protein signal transduction; signal transduction. The record is from RefSeq and is a predicted model, not a curated record. Gene Ontology annotation, molecular function: GTPase activator activity. NCBI's taxonomy places the organism in Eukaryota, Metazoa, Chordata, Aves, Gruiformes, Gruidae. The transcript has 10 exons. Bases 1 to 2070 code for a protein of 689 amino acids.
AUGGCUCGCUUGUUGAGGGAGGCGAUUCUCCCUGUCUCCCUCUCUGCUCUUAUGAGAUCCCACCUGGACUACUGCAUCCAGCCUCAGGGUCUCCAGUACAAGGAAGACAUGGAUCUGUUGGAGCGAGUCCAGAGACAUUAUGUGAAGAAUAAAGUUAGUGAGACAAAUGAGGAGUUAAGGAAGAAAGGCAAAAAUGGAGUUCUGUGGAAACCUACUCAUGACCGAAGCAGCUUGGCAAAGGUGUUGGAAAGCAGCGUGGCAGAAAAGGCCCUGGGGGUCCUGGUGGACACCAAGUCCACCAGGAGACAGCAAGGUGCUCUUGCCCAAAGGCGACCACGAGCGACGGGGCAGCGCCCCGCGCCCGCAGCUCUGCCUGGCCCUGGGCCAGCUGCAGGUGCUGACCAGCAGGAAGGGGGCAGCCGGGGAUGCCGCCCAGGAGGAGGAGGAGGGCCGGCACACCAACUCCCUCGUCCUCGUCUGGCCCUGCGGCUUCUGCACCGUCACUUUCCCGUGAGUCUGGCUGCCACGUCCCGCGCCAGGGCUGGGCAGCGCCUCUGUCCUGCCCCACGGGCCUUCGUCCUGCCUCUGCAGCUGUCCCCACGGGGCAGGGCUGUGCCGGCGCCCGCCUCUGCCCGCAGCCUGGGCAGCAGCGGGCACUCAGGCUGUUUCUCCUCUCUCUCUUGCCGCAGCUCCCGGGCACUGAAGGAGCUCUGGCUCAGCGCGCUCCUUGGGCCACCAGAAGGAGUGGAAGGAGCCCGGGUGACCCAGCUGCCCUCCAUCAAGCUCCUGCUGCAGGAGCUGAGCGGCCGCAAUGCCGUGAGUGUCCCUCCUGCCUCCGCUCUGCCCAGCCCCGAGGCUGCUCCAGCCCAGCAUCAGGCUGGUGCAGAGCAGCGGCCACCUCCCGUCCCCUCCGGCGGCAGCAGCGAACGUGGCCUUGGCCCCUCGGCUGGUGAGUGCGGAUGCAGAAGACGGGGGCAGGACGGCCCUUCUCCCCUCCUCUGCCCGGCGGCCACUCCUGCUGCACUGGCGCUGCUGCUGCCCUUCCCGCAGGGCACGGCCGUCCCCAUCGCUCUGCGGCGGGACAGAGCUGAGCCCCGGGGCCCCUCGCUCCCAAACGGCGCCCCUCUGCCUCUGCCUCUGCCUUGCUUUCAGCGGCGGGGGGACAGCGCCCAGAGGCCCCGGGAGCGCUCGCCCGGCGCUUCUCCUCCUCCACGGCUCUUUGCUCUCUUGUCCUUGGCAGCAGGCGGGACCCGCAGGAGGAGGAGGGGGCUGCCCUGGCCCUUCGCACGGCGGCGAGGCAGCUCGGCCGCUGCAGAGGCAGCCGGGCAGUCGGGCUCUGGCGGCAGGGGGGCUCUCUUCGGCCAGCCCCUGGCAGCUCUCUGCAGCCAGGACGGCACGCUGCCCCAGCCCAUCCAGGACCUGCUGGCUCUCCUGGCCGAGCACGGGCCGUCCACGGAGGGGAUCUUCCGGCUGGCGGUCAAGGAGCACGUCUCCCGGGAGCUGAGGGAGGCCCUCGACAGCGGAGCAGAGGUCCACCUCGAAAGCCAGCCUGCGCACGUGCUGGCCGUCCUCCUGAAGGACUUCCUGCGGAAGAUCCCCUCUAAGCUCCUCGGGGCAGAGCUGUACGAGGAGUGGAUGAGCGCCCUGCAGAAGACCAGCAGGCAGGAGAAGCUGGCAGCACUCAGGGAGGUGGCCGGCAAGUUGCCCCAGGCCAACCUCGUGCUCCUCAAGAGCUUGCUGUCCCUGCUGCAAAGGAUCAGCAGAAACGCGGCCAGCAGCAGGAUGACUGCCGGCAACCUGGCCAUCUGCGUGGGGCCGAACCUGCUCAGCCCACCCGAGGAGCAGACGCUGCCCCUGGACGCCCUGGUGCAGGUGACGGGGCAGGUGACAGGGCUGGUGGAGUUCCUCAUUGAGCACCACGGGGACCUCUUUGGGGAGGAGGUGGCCGGGCUUGCCGGCACAUCGGCCGAGGAGUCGCCGGCACCAGGGCCGGAAGCAGAGACAGCAGAGGUGCCUCCAGUCGCUGCAGAAAGCCAACACCUGAAGAGCUCCUCUGGGGAGAGAAGGUAA